Molecule: messenger RNA, 1139 nt
Organism: Mangifera indica (mango)
Lineage: Eukaryota; Viridiplantae; Streptophyta; Magnoliopsida; Sapindales; Anacardiaceae
Product: LOB domain-containing protein 38-like
Exons: 2
Coding region: 181-903 (240 amino acids)
Biological process (GO): regulation of gene expression
Source: RefSeq, a predicted model, not a curated record
ACUCUCAUUUAACCAUGAAAGAAAGCCUCGUUUCUUUUUCUUCUCUGAUAACUCGCUCUGUCUCUACCCCUGUAUUUGAGACCUGAAAUCCCAUUAAAAAAAAGUCUUUCUUGCGUUUUAUGUGAUACUUUUUACCAUCACAUUUAACAGGAAAAGAUUCCAGUUCAAGUGAGUUGAGAUAUGAGUUGCAACGGGUGCCGAGUCUUACGAAAGGGAUGCAGCGAGUCGUGUAUUUUACGUCCGUGUUUACAGUGGAUCGAGACCCCUGAAGCACAAGGCCACGCUACGGUUUUUGUAGCGAAGUUCUUUGGCCGUGCCGGUCUCAUGUCCUUCAUCUCAGCCGUUCCUGAAUCUCAACGUCCUGCUUUGUUUCAAUCUCUGUUGUUUGAAGCGUGCGGAAGAACUGUGAAUCCUGUGAACGGGGCCGUAGGGCUUUUGUGGACAGGAAAGUGGCAGGUGUGUCAGGCGGCGGUGGAGGCUGUCCUACACGGCCGCACGUUACACCCCAUACCGGAGCUCAUGAACGGUGGAUCGCUAACUCCGGCGUCGGACGAAGUGUCCGAAACUGAAGUAACUUGUACAGACAUGUGGAAGUUGAAGGACUCAUUACCUAAUUCUCACUCUAGGUUUUCCAGUUCAAGAUCUAAAGCAUCACCGAAACGCAAGAGAUCAGAGGAAGCAGCCACUGCAAAACUUGAAAGAUCAGAUCUGGAUCUUUGCUUAACACCAAGUCUGACAAACCUAGUAGCUUCGCCGUGUAAUAAACCAGAUAUUAUCAGACGACGGCCGGAAACUCCAUCGAUGAAUUCAGAGGAGUCAGUCAUCACCACAUGUUUCGCUGAAAGUGGAGUAGGAGAUCGUCCGUAUCUCAAUGACAAGAAGUUACUAAACUUGUUUGUUUGAAGAGCUCGGUGAACUUUUGUUCACCGCAAUUCUUAAAUUUUUGGAGAAUUUUGCCCGGAAUAUAUUAGAUUCCGGCGAGUUUUUGUGAAUUACCGGUUAAGGAUUCUCUUCAAAAUAUGAAGAGAGAAAUAUGAAUUAGUCGGUAAUGGUUCUCAAUUUCUUGUUUGUUUUAUUUUCUUCUUUGUGUUAUGUUACUGUGUAUUAAGGCACGAAUAAAAUGAAAUCAUUGGUGGGAA